Messenger RNA from Trematosphaeria pertusa, 1602 nucleotides. RefSeq lists its product as uncharacterized. The coding region runs from base 1 to 1602 and encodes 533 amino acids. The record is from RefSeq and is a predicted model, not a curated record. The transcript has 2 exons. NCBI's taxonomy places the organism in Eukaryota, Fungi, Ascomycota, Dothideomycetes, Pleosporales, Trematosphaeriaceae.
AUGUUGCCGAACAAGGAUAAUGGCGCUGUGCGCGUCGCGGAUGAUGAGCCGGAGAUAUCGCCAACCGAGGAGCAGAUGCAAGGGUUUGAGGAUAGGCAUGGAGAUGGGGACGGAGGUGGAGCGGGGCGUGUUGUGCCUUGGAAAAAGCAGGCCGUGAGGGACUUGAAGGUUUCCAGGCAUCGCGAUACAUAUAUGGGCGCGCUUGCCUUCAAUGUCUGCAGCUUCAUCCUCCCUGCCCUCUACACCACUCUGUCUAAGCUAUGGGUCGCCAACAUCGACUCGUCCAUGGUCGUCACUACAGACUCAUACACGUACAUCGGCGUUGUCGCCGAAGUUCUUAAUGAAGGUCUGCCGCGCGCAUCGUACCUCAUCAUCGGCGACAAGGCGGGCCGCACUUUCCGAGAAAGACUCCAGCUCACGCACACACUCAUCCUCUUCCAAUCGAUUCUUGGGCUGAUCAUGAGCAUUGCUUUUGUGGGCGGCGCAUCCACGUUCGCUCAAGGUUUCGUGCCCGUGGAAGUCAGAGCCGCGAGCCUGACAUACGUCCGCAUAGCGGCAUUUUCGGCCUUCAGCUCCGCCAUCGAAUACGCCGUCAACACUGCUACCAGGGCUCUGGACAAGCCCGACGUACCGCUCAUCAUCAGCUCAACGAAGUUCGCAAUCAACAUCAUCCUCGAUCUGAUCAUCAUCUCGAAGUUCCACGUCCGCGGCGUCAUGCCGACGGUCAAUAUGCAAGCCGGCAUUCAGCUCGCGUGCAACCUAGCCUCUGCAUUCGCAGGUCUCGCAUACUUUGUCUACACUACGAGCUUCAGGCGCAAAGCCGAAGCUCGCAGGGAGAAUUCCAGCACUGAGACUACGCCGUCGCUUCCUGCUCUUGUCAAGCUGGCCAAACCGGGCUGUGUCUUCCUCCUCGAAUCAGCCAUCCGCAACGCUCUCUACCUCUGGCUCGUGCACAACAUCGUCACCAUGGGGAGCGACUACGCCACUGCCUGGGGCAUCUUCACCACCAUCCGCUGGGGCCUCAUCAUGGUGCCAGUCCUGGCGCUGGAAGCCACAACCCUGACCUUCGUUGGUCACUCAUGGGGCGAGUUCCGCAAGGCGCUUCAGCCUCACGUCACAAGAGCUCAAGCUACUUGGCGUCAACUCUGGAACAUAACGCGCUGGGCCUUGUACUCCGUCUGCAUCGCGCUUGCGGUCGAAGUCCCCCUCUGCCUGCUCAUGUCCUUCCUCGGCGCCCGUCCUUUCGCCCGCUACCUCUCCGGGUCGGAUGAAGUAGCGCGCAUAGCGGCACAUAUGUGGCAGACGAUCGAUUGGUGCUACAUCUUCUAUGCGGUGUCCACUCAGCUCGCGGCUAUCCUGCAGGCAACACGCCCGGAUUGGUAUCUCUACCAAUCGCUGGCGUCCAAUCUUCUGUACGUCUUGCCGUGGGCUAUUGUGUGUCAGGUUGCGAAUCUGAAUCCGGGAGAUGCGUGGACGUAUCAUAGUCUGGUGUUUGGCGGGAGCUUGGUCUUCUCGUUCUUCGAUGUGCUGGUCGUGGAUGCGAUUUGGGCGGUGAGGUUGAGGGGAAAGGCGAGGGUGAGGGGCUGGUUGAUUGGUAAGUGA